Eimeria tenella is the source of this 2595-nucleotide messenger RNA. RefSeq lists its product as uncharacterized. Gene Ontology annotation, molecular function: microfilament motor activity; ATP binding; actin filament binding. Gene Ontology annotation, cellular component: actin cytoskeleton; vesicle; myosin complex. Gene Ontology annotation, biological process: actin filament organization; vesicle transport along actin filament. The transcript has 14 exons. Bases 1 to 2595 code for a protein of 864 amino acids. NCBI's taxonomy places the organism in Eukaryota, Apicomplexa, Conoidasida, Eucoccidiorida, Eimeriidae. The record is from RefSeq and is a predicted model, not a curated record.
AUGGUUUCGUUUCUAAGCAAACCCAAAAAGGCUUUCGACCUGGACCCUUCAGUCGCCCCGGAGGCACUCGUCCUGGGCAUGACUGUGUGGUGCGACUCUGCCCCUAGCCUGCUGGAAAACCCCUCAUGUCUUUACGCCAAAUGUACCGUUUUGGAUAUCAUAAAUAACCAGACAGUUAAAUUAAAGGAAAUUUCCGAGCCUGGCAAAGAGUUUGUCUCGAAGCCCUCUCAAAUAUACCACUGCAGCGAGAGCUGCGAUUUGCUGAACACUCCAGAUGUGGGUCUUUUGCCGCACCCAAAUGCUGCUUCAGUGCUGGAGAUGCUGCGGGCCCGUUACAUGCAAGACGCCAUUUACACGCUCGCGGACCCUCUGCUGAUAUCGAUAAACCCUUUUGGGUGGUCUGGAAGUUCUUUAAAAGAAAAGAUCCGGGACUACAGUGCGGCAGCAAACGGGGGUUUGCUGCCGCCGCACAUCUUCUCCAUUGCCCGCAGGGCCCUCGAAAACGCCAACACUGCAGCAAAGAGCCAAACCAUAAUUGUUUCGGGGGAGUCGGGAUCAGGCAAGACGGAGGCGACGAAGCUGGUGCUGAGUUACUUGGCUGCAGCGCAGGGCGACCCCGAGCAGCAGCAGCAGCAGCAGCAGCAGCAGCACGCAAAUGAAGCCAAAGUCGAAAACGCCGUCACUGCAGCAGGACCUGUUUUGGAGGCUUUUGGAAAUGCGAAGACUGUGCUGAACGACAACAGCAGCAGAUUCGGGAAGUUCCUCAGGCUCGAGGUGGCCCCCGGGGGCGGCAUCGGGCGAGGCCACGUAGAGAGUUUUUUGCUGGAAAAGUCUCGGGUGGUUUUUCACGGCUGCGCAGAACGCAAUUUCCACAUCUUUUACCAAUUAAUUAAAGGAGCCUCUGCAGAUUUGAAAGCCAAAUUGAAACUCAAAGAAUGCAAAAACUACAAAAUCCUCAACUACCAGGCGGUGGACAUACACCAGAGGGAUGACGCAGCAGACUUUCUUGAAGUCCUCGCGGGCUUCGAGUCCAUGGGACUUGCUGCUGCCACUGCGCAGUCUGUUUUCUCGCUUUUAUCUGGAGUGCUGCUAAUGGGAAACAUCAAAAUAGAACAAAGGCAUUUGGACGGCUUGCCGGACGCAGCAGCAAUUUGCGAAGAAGACAGAGCAGACUUCGAGCAAGCUUGCGAGCUGCUGUUCCUGGAAGCCGCAGGCGUUGAAGAGGCGCUACUGCGGCGGGUGACAGUGGCGGGGGCGCAGGCGGUGGCUGGGCGGUGGCGGCAGCAGCAGGCGGAGCUGCUCCAGCAGUCUCUGUGCAAGGGCGUUUACGAGCGGCUUUUUCUCUGGAUCAACAAGCAAAUCAACAAAAACAUCAACAAACAACAAAGCCUCGACACCUUCAUCGGCCUACUCGACAUAUUCGGUUUUGAAAUUUUCAAAGAAAAUUCGCUUGAACAGCUUUUCAUCAAUGUGACCAACGAGAUGCUGCAGGCCACCUUUGUAGACCUAGUAUUCACAAGGGAAUGCCUGUUGUAUGAGAAAGAGGGAUUGACUUCAGAGCUGCUGCAGUUCGAGAGCACUCAGCCAAUUGUUGAUUUGCUUUGCGGAAAGAAAAACUCCAUUUUGAGCAUUUUAGAGGACUGCUGCCUUGGCCCGGCUACCUCAGACACCAAGUUCACUGCGGCAGUUAAGGCGCAAAUCAAGAGAUCGGGGAACAAGGGUUUCCUCCGGCCUUCUUCUGACCUGGAGUUUACGGUGCGGCACUGCAUAGGAGACGUUUCUUACAUGACUUUCAACUUCAUAAAAAAAAACAGAGACCAGCUGCGGCCUGAGUUUCUAGAUCUGUUUAAUGCCUCCAAAAACCCGGUUGCUUCUCAACUGUAUCAAGAUGUGGAAAUCCCAAAAGGCAAACUUAUGAAGGGACAACUAAUCGGGUCUCAAUUCAUGCAGCAGCUUAAUAGCCUAGCAGCGAUCAUCCAGGAGACAGAACCCCACUUUAUUCGCUGCAUAAAACCAAACGACCAGCAGCAACCAAAGCUCUUUAUCGAAAGUAAAAUCUUGCCGCAGCUAAGGGCUCUCUCUAUCAUGGAGGCCAUCCAACUUCGAAGCGUUGGUUACUCCUACAGGCGCCCCUUCGCCGACUUCUUGCGGCAAUUCCGCUUUCUGAAUAUUUCAGCUUACGGAAAAAUUGCAGGAGGCCUCCUUGGAAGUUCCACUGCCGAAGGGGCCCCACGUGAGGGCGCGUUAGCCUUGUUGCAAAGGGCUGGACUGAAGGAAUAUAAGGACUACAGAAUGGGUUUGACCAUGGUUUUCCUGACUCGAGAAGCGCAACAGCAGCUGCUGCAGCAACAGCGGGAGCAGCUGCUACUGCUGCGGCCAAUUGUUCGCACUCUGGAAGCUAUCUGCCUCCGCAGGAAUCUUAAAAAGAGUUUGGAGACCCACAUUAAUUCCAUUGUGCGGCUGCAGGCUCACGUGCGGCGGCAACUUCUGCUGCUCGAAAUGAGGGGCCACAGCGCUGCUGCAGCAACUGCAGCAGCAGCCGCAGCAGUAGCAGCAGCAAACGAAGGUGUCAGCAGGCAACAAACCGCAGUCUAA